Messenger RNA from Ricinus communis (castor bean), 947 nucleotides. Its product is annotated as wound-induced protein 1. Bases 315 to 701 code for a protein of 128 amino acids. Lineage: Eukaryota; Viridiplantae; Streptophyta; Magnoliopsida; Malpighiales; Euphorbiaceae. The transcript has a single exon. The record is from RefSeq and is a predicted model, not a curated record.
UCCACAUAAAACCUCCACCAGUCUCUUCUGGUUUUUCUUUAACUCUCUCGAGAACCCUCUUUGUUUUCUUUUUAAAAGUCCUUUUCUCUCCCAAGAAAUUAAACUUCUUUGAAGUGUAGGCAGCCGAUUCGAGGCUUUUUCAAGAACUGGCUAAUUCACAGGAAAUACUGGAAGAAGAAUCGUCUUCAAGGAAGAACCAAGAAGUGGUUCUUUCCCUUUAUGAAGCCUUAAAGUCUCGAGACGUCGAUACUGUUCACAAGAUCCUUGCUUCUGACCUUGAAUGGUGGUUUCAUGGCCCGCCAUCUCAUCAGUUUAUGAUGCGCCUCCUUACUGGUGCUGACACAUCAUUAUCAAAAAUUAGCAAAAAAACCUUUGAAUUCAACCCAGAAAUCAUUAGGGUUUUUGGCUCCAUUGUCAUAGCUGAAGGGUGUGAUUCUACUCGCUCUAUUUCUUGGGUUCAUGCUUGGACCGUGACUGAUGGGAUAAUUACUCAGGUUAAAGAGUACUUCAACACUUCUCUCACCGUCACUCGCCUUGGUCAUCGAGAUCAAUCUGAACCGUCUGAUUCUUCUCCAUCUUCUUCGUCGUCGUCGUCGUCAUCAACGGCCGAGAUUACUUCUGUGCAUUGCCCGUCCGUUUGGGAGAGUAGCCUCUCCAAUCGGGUCGGAAAGUCGGUGCCGGGUUUGGUUCUUGCAAUCUAGUGUCUCUCUCUGAUCAACUGCAGCCGUUUCUAUUAACAACGAUAAUAAAAGGAAAAGGUUGCACUUGUGUGUCUGAACAGAGAUGUAAUGUGUUUAAGGUAUUGUUUGUUUCUUAGUUCUGGUUUGGUUUUUUAAGUUGUUCUGUGUGGUUUGUGCCAACGAUGGUGAGACUUGGUUUAUAUAGUGGGUCUAUGUCUGUGAUAUGUUGUUUUCAUUAUCUAAUAAAGGUGUGUUAUUGUGAUUUUA